Molecule: messenger RNA, 1878 nt
Organism: Lycium ferocissimum
Lineage: Eukaryota; Viridiplantae; Streptophyta; Magnoliopsida; Solanales; Solanaceae
Exons: 2
Coding region: 214-1560 (448 amino acids)
Source: RefSeq, a predicted model, not a curated record
UUCUUCCAUAUAGUAGUAUUUCUAAGUGGAGCCAAUUACCAGGGGUGCGCAGUGCUCAACAUUUCGUCUUUUCUCUUUACACAAAUCCCUAUGGACUACUCUACUUCACUUUCUUCUCCACAACGGCGCACAAUAGUUUUUCUCCUUAACCUACGCUUCACUUAACCCUUCAAUUUCCUUUAACCCUUAACUGAGACUUUAGUUUUUGGAUUAAUGGAUCCGUGUCCAUUUGUUCGACUAAGUGUGUGUAAUUUAGCGUUAAAAAUCCCGGUAGCUUCAAAACCGGCUAGUUCUGUGGUUCAUCCUUCCUCAUCACCGUGUUAUUGUAAAAUAAAACUGAAGAAUUUUCCACUCCAAACAGCAGUUAUACCGUGCAUUUUACCUGAAACUCAGUUUCCAGAAAGCCACGCAGCAAGUUUUCAUCUCAACAAAUCCGAUCUCGAAAAGCUCGUUACAAAAUCUCUGUUCGGCGGUUGUAAAUUGUACCUUAAAAUAUCAAUUUACACCGGCCGUAGAGGUUCGACAUGUGGUGUGAAUUCAGGCAGGUUGUUAGGGAAGGUUGAAGUACCGUUAGAUUUAACGGGAACGGAAGUUAGGUCUGUGUUGUUUCACAAUGGAUGGAUUGUGGUUGGAAAGGAAGCGAAGAACGCAUACUCAAGUGCGCAGUUUCAUUUGAGUGUUAAAGCGGAACCCGACCCGAGAUUCGUUUUUCAGUUUGAUAAAGAGCCUGAGUGUAGUCCUCAAGUGUUUCAAAUUCAAGGAAAUUUACGGCAACCUGUUUUUACUUGUAAGUUCAGUUUUCGAACUACCGGUGACCGGAAUCAGAGGUCCAGGUCUUUACCAUUGGACCAUAGUAGUUCUCGAGGAUGGUUAAGUUCAUUUGGAAGCGAAAGGGAACGGUCAGGUAAAGAGCGAAAAGGUUGGUCAAUAACUGUCCAUGAUCUCUCCGGUUCACCAGUUGCUGCUGCAUCAAUGGUCACCCCAUUCGUUGCAUCACCCGGUUCGGACCGGGUAAGCCGGUCCAACCCCGGUUCAUGGCUAAUUCUAAGGCCUGGUGACGGAACCUGGAAACCAUGGGGUCGACUCGAGGCCUGGCGCGAACGUGGUUCAGCGGAUGGCCUCGGGUACCGGUUCGAGCUAAUCCCUGAUUCAGCUGUAGCUGGAAUUGUCUUAGCUGAAUCAACAUUGAGUUGUUCUAAAGGUGGGAAAUUUGUGAUUGAUCUUGGAACUAGUGUUUCGACGAAUGGGAAGUUGACACCUGGAAAUUCGACGUCUCCUGCGUGUAGUCCUAGAGGUAGUGGUGACUUUGGGUAUGGUUUAUGGCCUUAUUGUAUGUACCGAGGUUUUGUAAUGUCGGCUAGCGUGGAAGGUGAAGGUAGUUGUGGGAGUAAGUGCAGUAAACCUACGGUGGAAGUUAGUGUUCAGCACGUGACUUGCACGGAGGAUGCAGCUGCUUACGUGGCUUUGUCAGCUGCUAUUGAUCUUAGUAUUGAUGCUUGCAGGCUUUUUUCUCAAAAGCUAAGGAAAGAAUUGUGCCCUGAGAAGGAUUUGCUCUCCUGAUUUUUUCUACUGCCUUUUUUUAACUGUUUUUUUGUUUUUUUUACUGCUUUUUGUGAGUGGUAACUGGUGUGGGUCGAUGAGUUUUAGAUUUCGUCGGGUCAUUAUGGUUAAAAGAUUUGGCUGAUUGUUAGUACUACUAACGAGUAACGAACAUUAGGCUGCUUUUUGUUUCUUCAAUAUGUACAGAGAGAGUGGGGGGAUUUGACUGACAGAGCACCUUUGCUAGUUUUUUCACCUUAACUUGGUGUGUUGCUCUUGUAAUCUUUCAUCACUGUAUUGCAAGUUGUCAAUGUCAAGGGUGAUAUUUUUCUUUAUGUA